Trichomonas vaginalis G3 is the source of this 849-nucleotide messenger RNA. RefSeq lists its product as uncharacterized. Lineage: Eukaryota; Parabasalia; Trichomonadida; Trichomonadidae. The transcript has a single exon. The record is from RefSeq and is a predicted model, not a curated record. Bases 1 to 849 code for a protein of 282 amino acids.
AUGAGAGCGCGUCCUCGUGCAGCAAUUUUAAAGGAAUCUCAAGAUAUUAUUGCUUCUGUUAAAGAACUUGAUCUGACACGCAAGAAUUUGAAAGAACAACUUGAUAUAGCGCGCAAUAAAGUUGAAGAACAGAAAAAAAUCGCAGAACUAAUGUCAGCUCUGAUGCAAAGAACAGAUAUUCCUAGUGAAGAAGUCACAUCUAAACGUAUUUUGGAAUUACAGCAAGAAAUUGCAAAAGCAAAAGCAAUUCAAAAAGAAAUGAAAGACAAAUCAAAUGAAAUGCAUAAAAAUAUAGAGAAAUCACUUAAUAUGCAGCAAAAGGCAGUUCAACAGAAUAAAAUCCAGGAAAGAAUUAAUGAAAUUAAAGAUUCGAUUCUUGCUGAACAAAAAAGAGAAACAGAACUCAAAGCAAAGCAAGCAAAAUUAUCAUCAGACUUACUUAAAAAGCAAGUUGAGCUCAGAGGUAAACAAGAAUUACUUGAAAAAGAAUCAACAGAGCCACCAGAUCUUCAGCAGCUACGCAAAAAGUUAAAUAAUCUUCAAGAUCAAGUAAAUAUCAUUUCGGCUCAAAAAGAAGCUUUUGAGCAAGAAUACGAUGAUAUUUUAGAACAGUUAAAGGCAGCACGUGAUAAACGUAAGAUUUACGAUUCUCUCAAAGAACAAUCAGAAACAGCUAACAUUGAUGAAUCUAGAUCUGCUAUAUUAGAAAGUGCUUCUAAAAAUUUAGAUUUGAGAAGAUACAAACCAUUGACAGAAGAAGCUUUCUCCAUAGAUGACUUAACAGAACUAAUUCAAGAAUGUCAAUUCCUUAUUAAAUGCGCUGAAUGCGAAUUAGAAGAAGAAAAAUAG